Messenger RNA from Drosophila novamexicana, 1151 nucleotides. Its product is annotated as 2,3-bisphosphoglycerate-dependent phosphoglycerate mutase. The transcript is spliced from 4 exons. NCBI's taxonomy places the organism in Eukaryota, Metazoa, Arthropoda, Insecta, Diptera, Drosophilidae. Gene Ontology annotation, biological process: glycolytic process. The record is from RefSeq and is a predicted model, not a curated record. Bases 286 to 1107 code for a protein of 273 amino acids. Gene Ontology annotation, molecular function: intramolecular phosphotransferase activity.
GUGCGUAAUAAAACUCUUAUUGAUUUUUCGCUCUUUCUCAACGUGCUGCGGAAGACAACAACAGCAACCGGCUCAGCAUCAGCUGUUGUUGUACCGUAGUCAUCAACAUCGUCGACGCCGAUAGCGACGUCGACUGAGACGUUAAGUGGCAGCUCAUAUUUUGCCAAUAAGAAUUGUGCGCAGUACUCGACCGCAGCCAAUAGAAAAACCAACGUAGUUGCAGGCAGAAGUGAGAUAUAAACAAAACGACGCAGUGCAAGCCAAACGGAUAAGCGGAUAGAGUGUAUGAGAGAGGAGUCGAUGCAAGUGAUGUUCAAGUUAUUGAAACAAAAAGUUUCCAACCUAAUGGCAAAAACGAAUCGCCUUGUACUAUUGCGCCACGGCGAGAGCGAGUUUAAUCUGAAGAAUCUAUUUUGUGGCUGGCACGAUGCGCCGCUUAGUGCGGGUGGCGUGGAACAGGCGCGCAGCAUCGCUGCAGCCAAUUUGAAAAGCGCCGGCAUGGAAUUCGAUAAGGUUUACUGCUCGAAGCUGAGUCGCUCCAAGCGUACCGCCGAUUUGAUAUUGAGCGAAUUGGAAUGCUCCUUUUUGCCAAUUGUAUCAGAUUGGCGGCUCAAUGAGCGGCACUAUGGCAAUUUGACGGGCGUUAACAAACGGGAACUGGCCAAUAAGUAUGGCGAGGCGCAGGUACAGCAUUGGCGACGCAACUACGACGGCCUGCCGCCUCCAAUCGAGACCUCCAAUCUCUACUUUUACGAGAUCUGCAAUAAUGCCGACUUUCAAAAUGUGCCAAUGGAUGAAUUUCCUCUCACCGAAUCUAUGCGCAUGUGUGUGGAUCGCGUCAGUCCCGUCUGGGAGGAGAUCAAAAAAGAUGUGCUCGAAGGCACACGCGUCUUGGUCGUCGUUCAUGGAACUGUGGCGCGAGCCCUGAUUAAGCACGUUGAAGGUCUGUCUGAAGAGCAAAUCGAAAAGGUCAACAUUCCCAAUAGUGUGCCAAUUGUCUACGAGUUCAAUAUGGGCACGGGUCAGCUUAUUGGUGAGAGCAAAUACUUGGGCGAUGUCAAGUAUAUUGAAGAAAUGAAGCAAAAAGUGGCAGCUAUUGGCGAUUGAAAACUAUUAUACAUAUUUUUUAAAUAAAACUAAGUUUUUAGCAC